Molecule: messenger RNA, 2278 nt
Organism: Cuscuta epithymum
Lineage: Eukaryota; Viridiplantae; Streptophyta; Magnoliopsida; Solanales; Convolvulaceae
Source: the annotation of a GenBank genome assembly
CGGAGUAGUUCUUAUCCUUGCACUGCUCCCACCCGGUUUCUAAUUAAGAUAUGUACAACUCCUUUCCCUUACUAUUCCAAACCUUACUUCAAUGAUUUUCAAUCUUCUUCUUCUAAAUUUAUGAACCGUUUCUAGGCGAUGUUUUACUUGACAUCAAAACCAGCUUCUUCCUCCACCGCAUCCUCUUCAAGAUCUCUUCCUCCACAUCCUCCAUCCCCGCUGCCAGACACCCCAAAACCGGCUUCUUCCUCCGUCGCAUCCUCUUCCUCCUCCACAGCUUCCUGGACUCUCUUAAAAUCUAACCCCGACGAAGAUGCCGGCAUGACGCCAUGAAAUUUCACCUGGCCAUGGUAGGAGGGGCUCCAAGUUCGGGUUCCUUUGACGGCACCGACGGCACUCCGCCGGGAAGAUAGCUUCACUGAAGAUGACUAAUUGAUAGUUUGGAGUACAUGUUUUUCAUAAUUCAGACGGCCUGUGUAUUUGUUCUGCUGAAUCAAAUCAAUCUGAAUUUGAUGAAUUCUGUAUUCUUUGCUUAUAUUUUUUAUGGUUUUGAGUUUAUAUGUAAUUGUGUUUUUUGUAUUCAUUUUGUGCAUCUUGGUAUGUGUUUGAACUUCGUGGUUCCUGAUUUUUUUUUUCUAUUAUAAUGAUCCGAUUUCUAAGAAUUAAAAUUAAAAUUGUGUCUGUAUCAGGAGAUUUCUAGUUGAAAGGUGUGAGAACCUGGCAGGCAGUCUUAACUACUCCGUAUUUCAUAUACAGAGAUGACGGCGUGUGGGAUAUGGAGUUUUCGGACAUCCGAUGGUUUAAAAAGCCUUAAGGAUUCAUUUGUCACGUUUUCCAGAGUUGCAGCAAUGUCUGGUAGAAACCGUUUGCCGUCUCGCCAACAUGAUAACUAUAGAGGAUACCGUGAUGGCCCACCCCCACCACAGGCUGUUAUGGAACGAGGACCCCGCCAACUCCCUCAUCCUCAUCCUGCUGUCCUUGAAGAGGAAAUUGAAAUCCAGCACAGAGAUAUGCAAAGAAUUGUUUCUGAGAAUCGGCAUGUACUCGAUGAGAAUGUGAUGCUUGAAAGGGAGUUGACUGCCACAAAAGAUAAGAUUCUAAGAAUAACCCAAUCCAUUUCUAAACUGCAUGCUGACAAUGAGGCAGAGGCAAGGGAGUAUAUUGAAAGAGGAUUGAGACUAGAGAGAGAGCUUCACUCUGCCGAACCUCUGCGAGAGGAAGUUGAGUGAGUCUUACAGAUCUGAACUCCAAAAACUUACUGCUUUGCAAUAGGAAUUAACUACCCAAGUCCAAUGUUUAACAAAGGAUCUUGAUAAACUGCAAAUGAGAAUAAGGAACUCUCUGCCAUGAAGUCUGAAAUUGAUGGGAUGCACAGAGAGCUUGAUGAAACAAGGUUUAAGUCUGGAGAUAAAUCUCGUUUUUUGUGCAGAAUUCAGUUUCUAUUAAGUUUAUUUUGAGCAAAUCUUCUCAUACUCAAAUUUGAUAACAAAUAGGAGAGAAUUUGAACAUGAGAAGAAAGAAAACAAGGGGAUAAUUGAACAAAAACAAAGCAAUGAAGAAAAAUCUUGUCUCCGUGGGCUCGUGAAAUUGAAAGGCUCCGGGCAGAGCAGAUGGCUGCAAAUAGGAGAGCACGUGGAAUUGGUGAAACUAUUAUUAUCAUAUUAAAUUCCAAUAAGAUUUGAACUUGUGCAUUUUUGAAAUUUCAAUAAUAUCUGAACUUGGUGCAUUCAAAUGUUGAUUAUGUAUAUGAUGUAUAAUUGCCACUUUUGGUACCACUUUCAGGUGUUGGACCAUAUGGAAUGUUGAAUGGGAGUGUUGACGUGGGUUAUUCAGAUAGUUUUUAUGGAGGCGAUCCAUAAUCUUACAGGAGGUUGGGGACCCUAUGACAGGAGAGGUCCCCCAAGGUGAUGAGUUUUGUAUGGAAUCUGUGGGAUAAGGCUUCCCAUACCUUUUUCUGGUGUAGAAGCAAACAUAUAGUUUUGGGUUUCUCCUAGGUAACUUGUGGUAAAACUUUUUAGGCAUCAAUCUGAUGCACUUUGUAUCUCACUGCCUUGAUUAGUUCCGCAGAUUUGAACCUGUUUAAUAAGGUCAAAUCACAACAUCUUUGAUUCGCGGAGUAAAAUUAUGAGCUUGUGCAGUGGCAUGGAAAAUUGCACUUUUGAUCUCUCAUUUUUAACAUAUUCUGAAAUAUGUUAUCUGGUUUUCAUUUUUCCUUAAUGUUGUUCCUCAAUUGUGUGACAUGUUGCCAAUUGCCGUAAUAUAUUGUGUGACAUAUUAU